Messenger RNA from Uloborus diversus, 575 nucleotides. RefSeq names its product RRP12-like protein. The coding region runs from base 75 to 575 and encodes 166 amino acids. NCBI's taxonomy places the organism in Eukaryota, Metazoa, Arthropoda, Arachnida, Araneae, Uloboridae. The record is from RefSeq and is a predicted model, not a curated record. The transcript is spliced from 4 exons.
GCAUGCGGUGCGUAAUGUUCUACUAAUCACAGACAUAUUUAGAUUUCUUUUGCCCCGUAAUUAAUUCAAUAAGCAUGCCUAAAAAAAUUAAAAAAGCAAAUAAAAAUGCAGCCAAAGGAGGCAAAAAGAUGUGGAAAAAGCAUCAAAGUUCGAGCUUCAAUCCUAGUUUUAAUAAACACAGGUUAGAAGCUAAGAAACGAGCGAUGUUUGGAGUCAGAGGUGAAGGGAAUUUGACAGAAGCGAAGUUGGCCAUCCACAACAAACUGACGACAGACAGUCAAUGUGACCAAAGCGAAGAGGCCAUGAGUGUGGGCGGGGAGACGGCCAUGACUGCGUUCACCAACUGUUCGUUGCCCACUUUCAACAGGCUGCUGAAAAACUGGAAUUCCAACUCUUUUCUGCACAAAGAGAUGUUGGCCAUCAUAGCCGCCGUGACAGACAUCUUGAAGAUGAAAGAUGGAAAAGAAACAGAGACGGAGUACUUCGCCGCCCUUAUGACAACUCUGGACAUUGUCCAGACGGACGAAUCUCUGACGGCCGUCAUAUGUCUGCUCUCCAUGCUGGCAAGGAGGUAA